Pochonia chlamydosporia 170 is the source of this 2778-nucleotide messenger RNA. Its product is annotated as ATP-dependent protease La 2. Gene Ontology annotation, molecular function: ATP hydrolysis activity; ATP binding; ATP-dependent peptidase activity. Gene Ontology annotation, cellular component: peroxisomal matrix. The transcript is spliced from 4 exons. Gene Ontology annotation, biological process: protein processing; protein quality control for misfolded or incompletely synthesized proteins; protein targeting to peroxisome. Lineage: Eukaryota; Fungi; Ascomycota; Sordariomycetes; Hypocreales; Clavicipitaceae. The coding region runs from base 1 to 2778 and encodes 925 amino acids. The record is from RefSeq and is a predicted model, not a curated record.
AUGGGCAGAUCACAGACUGCGACUCUCCCAAUCAUCCCGCUUGCCAGAGGAACCGUCCUGCUUCCCGGCUUAAUCCAACGCAUCUCUGUGAACUCGAGCCGUCCCGACAUACCCGCGCUUCUUGCGCACGUGUACGAACAAGCGGCGGCUAAAGGUCCCGACGGCCGAAUCGACAGCAUACCCAUCGCUUGCGUUCCCCUCACAUCGCCCUUUGUAGGUCCUACGGGCCAACUUCUCAUCAAUAAUGGAGAGGAGGUAGAUACGUCACAGCUCGCCGAGGUGAAUCCCGGCAGCGCCAAAAAGGCCGACGUCUUUGGCUUUGGUGUUGCCGCCAAGAUAGUCGGCAUUGAUGGCCGCGGCGCUGGCGAGUUUGCCCUACGGGUUGAGGGUACUUCGCGAGUGAGGGUAGAGAACAUUGCCCGGGAGCGGCCGUUCUUCCAGGCUAAAGUGACGUACUUUAACGAUGAGAUUGACAUCACCGACAAACAGCUCCAAGACCUCUUUGCUUUGCUAAAGGCGCAGUCUCGCGAACUUGUCACCAUCUUGAGAAUCUCGUCGCUUUUGCCGCGCACUAAGAGUGGCCCGGCACUGUCCCCUGGUCUUACGAAACGACUCGAGAUGCUCAUUAUGAGGAGGGAGAUCAAAGAAGCUGGCUUGCUCGCUGAUUUCAUGUCCAACUUGGUGGAGGCAUCGCACGAAGAAAAGCUCGGCGUCCUAGCUGCCCUGGAUGUCAAGGUCAGAAUCACAAAGGUUAUCGAACUGCUGGAGCGACAGGUUGGAGGGAUCAAGAACAACUUCAAAAUCACUACAUUCACAUCGGUGCCCGUCCAGAUUCUCGACAGGCUGAAUGACAAUCCCAACAAACGGAACAACCCUGGCUUGCCGAUUCCCGGCAUGAACUUCCUCCCCGGUGCCGGUCAGAUGCCGGCGGGCAAUGACCAAGGUGACGAGCAGGAAGCAAACGAACUGGAUGAGCUGAAGAAGAAGCUGCAGAAUGCUGGACUUCCAACUGAAGUCGCCAAGACUGUGGAUAGAGAGCUUCGACGCCUACAAAAGAUGAUGCCCAUGAAUCAGGAAUACCAAGUUACUCGUAACUGGCUUGAAACCUUGUCCGAGAUUCCUUGGGCAGCGGUAACCGAUGAUCGACUUGGGCCGGAGACGCUGAACAGAGCGCGGAAACAGCUGGACGACGACCACUACGGCCUAGACAAGGUCAAGAAGAGGUUAAUCGAGUAUCUCGCUGUUCUCCGUCUCAAACAAUCAUUGAACGACGACGUGGAGGAACAGAUUCGCAAGGCAGAAGCAGAGGUUGGCCCGGUGCAAGAUUCCGCCAACCAGUCUGCCGACAACGCUACCAGCCCGGAGAACAACGCCAAGCUUCAGAUCUUGAAAUCAAAGAAAAUGGUGGACAAGUCGCCGAUCAUGCUUCUCGUUGGCCCUCCUGGAGUUGGCAAGACUAGCUUGGCCAAGUCGGUUGCAACUGCGCUGGGAAGGAAAUUCCACCGUAUUUCUCUCGGCGGUGUUAGAGACGAGGCUGAGAUUCGAGGACAUCGCCGAACCUAUGUUGCCGCUAUGCCCGGCCUCAUUGUUCAAGGCCUGCGAAAGGUCGGCGUCGCCAACCCAGUCUUUUUGUUGGAUGAAAUCGACAAGAUUGGUAUGGCCAGCGUCCACGGAGAUCCCUCAGCCGCCAUGCUUGAGGUCUUGGAUCCCGAGCAGAAUCAUACCUUCCAGGACCACUACGUUGGCAUGCCAAUCGACUUGUCAAAGAUCCUCUUCAUCGCCACGGCGAAUAACUUGGACACCAUCCCGGCUCCCCUUCUGGACCGGAUGGAAAUGAUCUAUCUACCUGGCUACACUACCCUCGAAAAGCGCCACAUCGCCAUGCAGCACCUCGUUCCCAAGCAGAUUCGAGCCAAUGGAUUAGCCGAAGAGCAGGUCACUUUCAACAAGGACGUCGUCUCCAAGAUCAUCGAGUCAUACACUCGGGAAUCAGGAGUGCGCAACUUGGAACGGGAGAUUGGCUCUGUAUGCCGUGCAAAGGCUGUCGAAUUCGCAGAGGCCAGAGAUGGUGGUCACAUUGAAAAGUACAAGGCCUUGCUUACAAUCGAAGACAUUGAGAACAUUCUCGGCAUCGAAAAGUUUGAGGAGGAGAUUGCUGAGAAGAUGAGCCGUCCUGGCAUCGUCACCGGCCUCGUGGCCUAUAGCACGGGCGGCAACGGCAGCAUAUUGUUCAUUGAGGUGGCGGACAUGCCUGGCAACGGCAGGGUACAGCUGACAGGCAAGCUCGGCGAUGUCCUCAAGGAGAGUGUCGAAGUUGCUUUGACCUGGGUCAAGGCUCACGCCUAUGAGUUGGGGCUUACCCCCGAGCCAACAACCGAUAUCAUGAAGGACCGCAGCAUUCAUGUACACUGUCCCUCUGGCGCAAUCCCCAAGGAUGGACCAAGCAGCGGCAUUGGCCAAGCCAUUGCUCUCAUCUCCUUGUUUUCCGGAAAACCUGUGCCUCCUACCAUGGCCAUGACGGGCGAAAUUUCCCUUCGCGGAAGGGUUACGGCUGUUGGCGGCAUCAAGGAGAAAUUGAUUGGAGCUCUUCGUGCCGGAGUCAAAACUGUCUUGCUCCCUGCCCAGAACCGCAAGGACGUCAAGGACCUGCCUCAAGAAGUCAAAGAUGGCUUGCAAAUCGUACAUGUCAGUCAUAUUUGGGAAGCGAUUCGCUUAGUUUGGCCCGACUCUCACUGGGCCGCAGAUAGUCAGUAUGCCGGCAUUGAAAGCCGGCUGUGA